Molecule: messenger RNA, 3070 nt
Organism: Brienomyrus brachyistius
Lineage: Eukaryota; Metazoa; Chordata; Actinopteri; Osteoglossiformes; Mormyridae
Gene: adra1d
Product: adrenoceptor alpha 1D
Exons: 2
Coding region: 484-2004 (506 amino acids)
Biological process (GO): phospholipase C-activating G protein-coupled receptor signaling pathway; cell-cell signaling; adenylate cyclase-activating adrenergic receptor signaling pathway
Cellular component (GO): membrane
Molecular function (GO): alpha1-adrenergic receptor activity
Source: RefSeq, a predicted model, not a curated record
CAAUCGGUGGCUCAGCAAAUUGGUUGGGACUUUUCUUGCUAUGCAUGAUUCUUUUAGACCAUCGGCACACCUGACAAUGUCGCACACGGGAACUUUACAUAAAGCAACACACCUAGAGAAUUAGAAGCCAGGGUGCUACCUUACACGACGAAAAUAAUUCCGUAAAAUUUAAAAAUGAAUUUAGAAAAACACGUCCAUAUGUUUAAGUACUUUAUUUAUUUUUUAGAUUCAGGUGUAUGUGCGCUUUGCAUAACGGAAUAAAAGUUUUUUUUUCUUCAAUUUUUAACAUUAGAAAUGGACGGUUUUGGUGACUUUGGGUCCAGCGGUAUGGUGCAGCGCAGCAUCUUGCACCACGAAAUACGGUGCGUACAUAUCCGUUUCAUGCCCACAUGCUAGACAGCAUGUCUGUGGCAUGUUGUGAAUGGCUACACGUCUUUGGUCGCAGAGUAGCUCAUCUAAAAGUUUUCUACAUGGAGUUUUAAAAUGACCAGUCCUAAUCCGAUGAACGAGAGCUAUGGUGGGAUCUACACGAGGAACGCCGUUAAUCUCUCUUUCUUGGACCAACUUUUCGCGAACAUCAGCAACACGACCUGCACCAACCUUGCACUUCAUACUGAGUUCAUCGCCGUCGGAGUCUUCCUCUCCGUCUUUAUUUUGAUUGCCAUCGUGGGGAACAUUCUGGUCAUAUUGUCCGUGGUCUGCAACAGGCAUUUGCAGACCGUGACCAACUUCUUUAUUGUAAACCUGGCCAUAGCCGAUCUGCUUCUGAGCACAAUCGUACUGCCGUUUUCGGCGUCUUUAGAAGUGCUUGGCUGUUGGGUAUUCGGUAGGGUGUUUUGCAACAUCUGGGCAGCUGUGGACGUGCUUUGCUGCACCGCCUCAAUCAUGAGCCUCUGCAUCAUCUCCAUAGACAGGUACAUCGGAGUGAAGUACUGUUUAAAGUAUCCCACCAUCAUGACGGAGAAAAGAGCCGGGGUCAUUCUAGUGGUGGUCUGGCUAUCCUCCAUGGUGAUCUCAAUCGGGCCACUUCUAGGGUGGAAAGAACCGCCGCCUCUGGACGACAGCAUCUGCAGCAUCACCGAGGAGCCUGGCUACGCUCUCUUCUCCUCGCUGUUUUCAUUCUACCUCCCGCUCAUGGUCAUCCUGGUGAUGUAUUUCAGGGUGUACGUGGUGGCCAGGAGGACUACCAAGAAUCUCGAAGCGGGGGUCAAGCGGGAGGGAAACAAGUCAAUGGAAGUGGUGCUGCGUAUCCACUGCCGGAGCGUCCUGGAGGAGUCGGCGGCGAGCGCGAAGAGCAAGAACCACCCGUUUCGGAGCUCUCUCUCGGUGCGCCUGAUGAAAUUCUCCCGAGAAAAAAAGGCUGCCAAGACGCUGGCCAUCGUGGUCGGAGUGUUCAUCCUCUGCUGGUUACCCUUCUUCUUCGUUUUGCCUCUGGGAUCUUUCUUCCCAGCCCUGAAACCCUCCGAGAUGGUCUUCAAGGUGAUCUUCUGGCUAGGUUACUUCAACAGCUGCAUCAACCCUAUAAUCUAUCCGUGCUCCAGCAAGGAGUUCCAGAGGGCCUUCACACGCCUCCUCCGCUGCCAGUGCCACCGGCGGAAGAGGGUCCUAAGGAGGUUCUACGACCAGCGGUGGCGCACGGCCGUGAGGGGUUCGGGGCCAAGCCCGGGUCAGGGGUCCGGGCGGGACGGCUGCGGGGACUACAGGACUGCUUUCUCGCUCCAUGGCUCCUGCAGCGGUUCGCUCCUGUGCAAGGGCGGGACCUUCCGCCUGAAGGCCUGGAACCUCUUCCCUCCACUGCAGAAGUCCUCCUUCCAGCUCAAAGAAAAAAUGAACAGGCUCUCCAACCGGAUCAGGAAUGGCCCGGGCAAGGGAGCCACGCCCGGUUUGGGCAGGGCGGAGAUCGACACCGUCUCCAUGGCGAUAUAUAACGACUGCUCAGAACAGUGCACCUACCAGAUGUACGAGCUGGGCGAGUGCUACAGCCUCAAGGAGACGGACAUCUAGAAUGAUCCAGACCGCUGCCUCGUGAAUGAUGAGCCGAGAGACGAGGGGACGCACACAGGCAAACGCACAGAUGCACUGUACACAAAGCCUUUCCCAGAACAUUUCACCAUGUUUAGAGAUUCUUAAGUAUAAUGUUGUACAUCUUUAUUUGCGAUCGACCCGAUUCUGUUGAAAGUGGACGAACUGCAGUUUGUAGACUCUUCCUCUUCAUGGUAUGUAGACCAUCUGCAGUGUCCCAUACAGGAUCAAUGGUCCUGCAUCUACUCUCUCUGCCAGUGUACAUUUCCCGCCUUGGUUUCUAACAAACGUGUACUCAGAGAAUGUCUUUUCGAUCAAUCAAAAAAAAACAAAAAAACAUUGUUAAUAAAUAUCAAACGGGUUGUGAAAUUGUAAGUACAGGUGCUGGAUAUUUUUAAGGCAACUUUGCUAUAGUUCAGACACAACAGGUCUGUUUAAUCCAUAUUUCUGUGAAGCAGCUCAGUCGGAGUAAUUUCCUUUUUAACUGUUGGAUUUUACCGAAAUCAGAUACUACCUAGAAGAAUGAGGAGAUAAGAACCCGGCAGCUCCCUGCCUGCUUAGGCAUUUGGCAAAGUCACUUGUAUGACAAUCGAAAAUGGGCUUUACAAAAAAAAAUUAAAAAAUCAAUUUCACUUUUUCCUGCUGCCCAUUAGACUUGGCUUUGACUUUAUGGCUCAUGGUAUUUUGCUGAGUUUUCAGUCUUUACCUCUGGGAUUCUUAUCUACUUAAAGAAAAGCUGAAUCUAUCGAUUGGGAGACAGUGCGUCAGUGUAAUAGUAUUGAGAGAACUGCUGUGUGAGCCCCAGCGAUCCCUCUUCUGCCAGACGCACUGGAGGAAGCAUACUGCAUUACCUCCCCUCCCCAGCAGAUGGCAGUGUUAUGUUUGUCGUUUUUUUUCUUUUUUUUUUUCUUCUCUGAUUCCAAAAACAAAUGUGUAGUACACCCCUCCGCCCCCCCUUCCUGACUUUUCAAAGCCCCUUGCUUCGCUCAUACCCUCUGGGAGCCUCGCAGGCUGGUGAAUAUGCUAGCUAAAUAAAACAUCAAAGGAA